This is a messenger RNA of Condylura cristata (star-nosed mole), 3468 nucleotides long. It is a transcript of the gene DHX16, whose product is annotated as DEAH (Asp-Glu-Ala-His) box polypeptide 16. The coding region runs from base 205 to 3339 and encodes 1044 amino acids. Lineage: Eukaryota; Metazoa; Chordata; Mammalia; Eulipotyphla; Talpidae. The transcript has 20 exons. Gene Ontology annotation, cellular component: intracellular anatomical structure; catalytic step 2 spliceosome. The record is from RefSeq and is a predicted model, not a curated record. Gene Ontology annotation, molecular function: ATP binding; RNA binding.
AGAACCGUGGCCGGAAAACUGCGACUGCAUCCGGCCUCCGGCCCUGGGAAGGCGACUUGGGCUGUCGGAACCGAGCCGCCCACUCCCAGGCCGCUGUUUGCGGAGGACUGGGCUUCGGCCCAGGGCUCCAGGCCUCCGAGAGGCCCAGCCGCCGGCGCGGCUGCUUGCGACGCUCGGGGCUGCGAAGAGAGAGCGUGGGUCACCAUGACGACGCCGGCCGGGCUGGAGCGCUGGGUGCAGGACGAGCUGCACUCGGUGCUGGGCCUGAGCGAGCGCCAUGUGGCCCAGUUCCUGAUCGGCACGGCGCAGCGCUGCGCCUCGGCGGAGGAGUUCGUGCAGCGCCUGCGAGACACCGACACCCUGGACCUCAGCGGGCCUGCGCGGGACUUCGCCUUGAGACUCUGGAACAAGGUACCACGGAAGGCAGUGGUAGAAAAGCCAGCUCGGGCAGCUGAGCGAGAGGCCCGAGCCCUGCUGGAGAAGAACCGCUCUUACAAGUUGUUGGAAGACAGUGAAGAGAGCACUGAGGAAACUGUGGGCAAGUCUGGGAGCAGUCUCCAGAAGAAACGCAAAAAACGGAAACACCUAAGAAAGAAACAUCAGGAAGAGGAAGAGGAAGAAGAGGAGGAAGAGGUAUCUGAGAAAAAGAAAAAGACUGGGGUGAGUGCACAGCAGACAGAAAAGCAAGAGUCAGAGGAUGAGUGGGAGCGGACGGAGCGAGAACGCCUGCAGGACCUGGAGGAGCGAGAUGCCUUCGCAGAGCGCGUUCGGCAGCGGGACAAGGACAGAACUCGCAAUGUCCUGGAGCGGUCAGACAAGAAGGCUUAUGAAGAGGCCCAGAAGCGCCUCAAGAUGGCUGAGGAGGACCGGAAGGCAAUGGUCCCCGAGCUGCGGAAGAAAUCCCGCAGAGAGUACCUGGCUAAGCGGGAGCGGGAGAAGCUGGAGGAUCUGGAGGCCGAGCUGGCUGACGAGGAGUUCCUCUUUGGUGACGUGGAGCUGAGUCGCCAGGAGCGGCGGGAGCUCAAAUACAAACGGCGGGUGCGGGACCUGGCCCGGGAGUACCGGGCGGCCGGGGAGCAGGAGAAGCUGGAGGCCACCAAUCGCUACCACAUGCCAGAGGAGACCCGGGGACAGCCAGCACGAGCUGUGGACCUAGUAGAGGAGGAGUCGGGCGCCCCUGGAGAGGAGCAGCGGCGCUGGGAGGAGGCCCGGCUGGGGGCCGCCUCCCUCAAGUUUGGGGCCCGGGAUGCUGCCUCCCAGGAGCCCAAGUAUCAGCUGGUGCUGGAGGAAGAGGAGACCAUUGAGUUUGUGCGGGCCACGCAGCUCCAGGGCGAUGAGGAGCCGUCGGCCCCACCCGCUGCGACCCAGGCCCAGCAGAAGGAGUCCAUCCAGGCCGUCCGCCGCAGCCUCCCCGUGUUCCCGUUCCGGGAGGAGCUCCUGGCCGCUAUUGCUAAUCAUCAGGUCCUCAUCAUCGAAGGCGAGACGGGCUCGGGGAAGACCACGCAGAUCCCACAGUAUCUCUUUGAGGAGGGUUACACGAAGAAGGGUAUGAAGAUCGCCUGCACCCAGCCUCGGAGAGUGGCGGCCAUGAGCGUGGCUGCCCGAGUGGCCCGGGAGAUGGGUGUGAAGCUCGGGAAUGAGGUCGGCUACAGCAUCCGCUUUGAGGACUGCACGUCAGAGCGAACUGUGCUCCGCUACAUGACCGAUGGGAUGCUGCUCCGGGAGUUCCUCUCGGAGCCUGACCUUGCCAGUUACAGUGUGGUGAUGGUGGACGAGGCUCACGAGCGGACCCUGCACACGGACAUUCUCUUCGGGUUGAUCAAGGAUGUGGCUCGAUUCCGACCGGAGCUCAAGGUCCUGGUGGCUUCAGCCACCCUGGACACUGCCCGUUUUUCCACCUUCUUUGAUGAUGCCCCCGUCUUCCGAAUCCCUGGGCGCAGGUUUCCAGUUGACAUCUUCUAUACCAAGGCUCCGGAGGCCGACUACCUGGAGGCCUGCGUCGUGUCUGUGCUGCAGAUCCACGUGACCCAGCCUGCUGGGGAUAUCCUGGUGUUCCUCACAGGACAGGAGGAGAUUGAAGCUGCCUGUGAGAUGCUGCAGGACCGCUGCCGCCGCCUGGGCUCCAAAAUCCCAGAGCUCCUGGUGCUGCCCAUAUAUGCCAACCUGCCUUCAGAUAUGCAGGCUCGCAUCUUCCAGCCGACGCCGCCUGGGGCUCGCAAGGUGGUUGUGGCAACGAACAUCGCAGAGACGUCACUCACCAUCGAGGGCAUCAUCUACGUGCUGGACCCGGGCUUCUGUAAGCAGAAGAGCUACAACCCCCGCACAGGCAUGGAGUCACUCACGGUCACACCCUGCAGCAAGGCCUCAGCCAAUCAGCGAGCUGGUCGGGCAGGCAGGGUGGCUGCUGGGAAAUGCUUCCGGCUGUAUACGGCCUGGGCGUAUCAGCACGAGCUGGAAGAAACCACGGUGCCCGAGAUCCAGAGGACCAGCUUGGGCAACGUAGUGCUGCUUCUCAAGAGCCUAGGAAUCCAUGACCUCAUGCACUUUGAUUUCCUGGACCCACCACCGUAUGAGACCCUGUUGCUGGCUUUGGAGCAGCUGUACGCGCUGGGAGCCCUCAACCACCUUGGGGAACUCACCACGUCUGGUCGAAAGAUGGCAGAGCUGCCGGUGGACCCCAUGCUGUCUAAAAUGAUCCUGGCCUCUGAGAAGUACAGCUGUUCAGAGGAGAUCCUGACAGUGGCUGCCAUGCUCUCUGUCAACAACUCUAUCUUCUACCGACCCAAGGACAAGGUCGUCCAUGCUGACAAUGCCCGUGUCAACUUCUUCCUCCCUGGUGGGGACCACCUGGUUCUGCUAAACGUUUACACACAGUGGGCUGAGAGUGGCUACUCUUCCCAGUGGUGCUAUGAGAACUUUGUCCAGUUCAGAUCCAUGCGCCGGGCCCGGGAUGUGCGAGAGCAGCUGGAGGGGCUUUUGGAGCGUGUGGAAGUUGGUCUCAGUUCCUGCCAGGGGGACUAUAUUCGUGUGCGCAAGGCCAUCACUGCCGGUUACUUUUACCACACAGCACGGCUGACUCGGAGCGGCUACCGCACAGUGAAACAGCAGCAGACCGUCUUCAUUCACCCCAACUCCUCUCUCUUCGAGGAGCAGCCACGCUGGCUGCUUUACCACGAACUUGUCUUGACCACCAAGGAGUUCAUGAGACAGGUUUUGGAGAUUGAGAGCAGCUGGCUUCUGGAGGUGGCUCCCCACUAUUAUAAGGCCAAGGAGCUAGAAGAUCCUCAUGCUAAGAAAAUGCCCAAAAAAAUUGGCAAGACCCGAGAAGAAUUAGGGUAAAGAGAUGGGGGGGGGCAUAAACAGAACCUGACACCAGCUCCUUUUCCUUGUGUAUGUUAUUUAAUAACUAUUAAUAAAAAUAUUUUUAGAAUAAUGCUUGUGAGAACUUUUCAGAUCCAGAGAAAGUGA